AUGCCGGAGACCUCAAAAAUGAAUGGAUACUCAAAAACAAACGGACAUAGUUAUGACAUGGAAGAAGGAUCAGUAUUUUUGUUCACAUCAGAAUCCGUCGGCGAGGGCCAUCCAGAUAAAAUGUGCGAUCAAAUUAGUGAUGCUAUCUUAGAUGCACAUUUGAGGCAAGAUCCUGACGCUAAAGUGGCAUGCGAAACCGUAACGAAAACCGGGAUGGUGUUAUUGUGCGGUGAAAUCACUUCCAAAGCCAAUGUUGACUACCAGAAGGUUGUGAGAGAGACAGUGAAGCACAUUGGUUAUGAUGACUCCUCUAAAGGUUUUGAUUGGCGUACACUAAAUUUAUUAGUGGCUAUUGAAGAGCAAAGUCCAAACAUAGCUGGUGGAGUCUAUCAACAAAGAGAGGAAUUAGAUAUUGGGGCCGGAGACCAGGGCUUAAUGUUUGGAUAUGCCACAGACGAAACAGAAGAAUGCAUGCCUCUCACAGUAGUACUUGCACACAGACUUAACCAAAAGAUCGCAGAACUGCGGCGAAACGGUGAAUUCUGGUGGGCUCGUCCAGACUCUAAGACUCAGGUAACAUGCGAGUACGUGUUCGCUGGAGGCGCCACCGUGCCACAGAGAGUUCACACCCUUGUCGUCUCCCUGCAACACUCCGAAAAGAUUACAUUGGAGACCCUGCGUGAAGAGAUCAGAGAGAAGGUCAUUAAGGAAGUAAUCCCUGCCCACUACCUUGAUGAGAGGACUGUGAUUCACAUCAACCCUUGCGGUUUGUUCAUCAUUGGAGGACCCCAGUCGGACGCGGGUCUGACGGGACGUAAGAUCAUCGUGGACACGUACGGAGGCUGGGGCGCUCACGGAGGCGGCGCCUUCUCAGGCAAAGACUUUACCAAGGUGGACCGCUCCGCUGCCUAUGCUGCGCGUUGGGUUGCUAAGUCGCUCGUCAAAGCUGGUCUCUGCCGCCGUUGCAUGGUGCAGGUUGCCUAUGCCAUCGGCGUGGCUGAGCCGCUGUCUAUCACGGUGUUCGACUAUGGCACCUCGCACAAGACCCAACAGCAACUACUUGCUAUUGUACAAAAGAACUUUGACCUGCGACCGGGCAAGAUUGUCAAGGAAUUGAACCUCAGGGCACCAAUAUAUCAGAAAACCAGUACUUAUGGCCACUUUGGACGAGAAGGCUUUCCAUGGGAGAAUCCCAAACCAUUGGUUGUAGAAUGA
Spodoptera littoralis (African cotton leafworm) is the source of this 1215-nucleotide messenger RNA. Lineage: Eukaryota; Metazoa; Arthropoda; Insecta; Lepidoptera; Noctuidae. The record is from the annotation of a GenBank genome assembly.